AUGUCCAAAGUAACUCCUGCUGAAAACCCUGCAGCGCCACCUCCAAGCUGUACCCUGGAUAUCAACAACCCCCAGGUUCAGAGAACAGCCAUUCCUAUCGAGCCUCUUACCCGGGCGCACAGGUCCGGGAAGGAGCUGCGAGAAAAGGGGCCGCCGCGGGUGCUGCCGCUGCUGAUGGACGUAGUGCUGAUCGAGGGCAAAGCGGCCAAGCUGAUUUGCCGUAUUUCGGCUUUCCCAGACCCAUUCAUCCGCUGAAGCAAAGAUGGCAAAGAGCUGGGCGACGGCCUCAAGUAUCGUUCCGUCUUUGAGGACCCUGACUUAGUGGCGCUGGUGGCGUGCGAGGGUGAGCUGGCAGACCCAAGCCAGCACAGUGAAAGUGUAACAAACCGUUUGGGCCAGUGCUCCAACUGGCGGGCGCGCAUUCCUGUAGAAGUCCGGGCUAAGAUUCUAAAAAAACCCGACAAGGCGAAGGCGCACAAAGGCACCAAGGUAAUGCUGACUGCAGAGAUCUUGGGCGAGCCUCCACCCGAUGUGGGCUGGACAAGGAUGAGGAGGACAUUGAGGAGGGCAGCAGGCAAGGGCGGGGUAUUCUUGGAGACCCGCGAGCUCAGUGCGAUCGGUGCCACCAUCGCGACGCCGAGCAUUCACCCGGCCACACCUGAGGACCGUGGCACAAAGGCAAAGGAAUCUUCAGAACUACAAUUCCCGGCAGGCCGUGCGAAGCAUUCUCGCGAGUUGCGAGAAGACACGUGCGCGGAAGGAGCCGGCAGUCGCGGGCGGCCGAGCCGGCUGCGUAAAGGGAGCUAG
Molecule: messenger RNA, 807 nt
Organism: Octodon degus (degu)
Lineage: Eukaryota; Metazoa; Chordata; Mammalia; Rodentia; Octodontidae
Gene: Spegnb
Product: CAVP-target protein
Source: RefSeq, a predicted model, not a curated record